Molecule: messenger RNA, 2914 nt
Organism: Schizophyllum commune H4-8
Lineage: Eukaryota; Fungi; Basidiomycota; Agaricomycetes; Agaricales; Schizophyllaceae
Product: glycosyltransferase family 35 protein
Exons: 18
Coding region: 187-2799 (870 amino acids)
Biological process (GO): glycogen catabolic process
Cellular component (GO): cytoplasm
Molecular function (GO): glycogen phosphorylase activity; pyridoxal phosphate binding
Source: RefSeq, a predicted model, not a curated record
CUGCGGCGGGAGGCUGCGAAUCCUCCAGAGCCCAUGAUGAACCCACGCGACCUCGACCCCGGCGAUAGCACGGGUGUUCGUGAUUUCAUGACGUCGCCCCAGAUCUGGAGAACCCGCCCCGUAAUCCGCCAUUUAAAACGUGCGUGACCGGGAGGACGCGUCCCUUCCCUCCCCCCGACGGCGACCAUGACCUCCACCAUCGACCCCAAAGCGAUCGGCAAGCCCGCGCCGCGCGCGCGCCGCCAUGUGCGCUCGCUCACCGGCUACCUCCCCGAGACGGACGAGCACGGCAAGGAGAAGUGGCCGCGCGGGGACGAGAAGACGUGGAAGGAGAACAUGCGCUCGCUCGAGACCGAUGUGCCGGGGAUCUCGAGGACCAUCGUGCACCACGUCCAGACGUCGCUGGCGCGCCAGGCGUACAACCUCGACAACCUUGGCGCGUAUCAGGCGGCGGCGCUGUCCGUGCGCGAUAAUCUUAUCUUGAACUGGAACGACACGCAGCUGCAGUACACGCGCAAGGAGCCUAAGCGGGCGUACUACCUUUCCCUUGAGUUCCUCAUGGGACGCGCGCUGGACAAUGCAGUCCUCAAUCUUGACCUUAAGCAGCAGUACAAAGAGUCGACCGAGAAACUCGGCUUCAACAUGGAGGAUCUGCUUGAGCAGGAGCGCGACGCCGCCCUCGGCAACGGUGGUCUUGGCCGCCUCGCCGCCUGCUACCUCGACUCGUCCGCAUCCAUGGAACUUCCUGUGUGGGGCUACGGCCUGCGCUACAAGUAUGGCAUCUUCCAGCAGCUGAUCUCGCCCGAGGGUCAGCAGCUCGAGGCUCCUGACCCCUGGCUCGAGAACCAGAACCCGUGGGAGCUCCCCCGGCUGGACGUGCAAUACGAGGUGCGCUUCUACGGAAGCGCGGACAGGCUGAACGACGGAACGCCGCGUGCGGUCUGGAGCGGCGGGCAGGAGGUGAUUGCGCAGGCGUACGAUGUGAUGAUCCCCGGGUGCUUCACGAAGAGCACGAACAACCUCAGGUUGUGGGAGAGCAAGCCGAAGCGCGGGUUCGACUUGAACUCGUUCAACGCGGGCGACUACGAGCGCGCGGUCGAGGCGUCGAACAGCGCGAGCGCGAUUACCUCCGUCCUCUACCCGAACGACCAUACGACGUUCGGGAAGGAGCUCCGUCUCAAGCAGCAAUACUUCUGGACAGCUGCCAGUCUUGCUGACAUGAUCCGCCGCUUCAAGAACAUCGGAAAGCCCAUCACGCAGUUCCCUGACUACGUCGCUAUCCAGCUCAACGAUACCCAUCCGACGAUGGCUAUCCCCGAGCUGAUGCGCAUCCUCGUCGACGAGGAGGACGUGCCCUGGGACACCGCCUGGCAGAUUACCACCAACACGUUCUUCUACACGAACCACACCGUCCUCCCCGAGGCGCUGGAGAAGUGGCCGGUCCCGCUCAUGGAGCACUUGCUGCCGAGGCACAUGCAGAUCAUCUACGAUAUUAACAUGUACUUCCUGCAAGCCGUUGAGAAGAGGUUCCCGGGCGACCGUGAUAGGUUGGCGCGCAUGUCGCUGAUUGAGGAGGGCUUCCCUAAGCAAGUCCGCAUGGCGUACCUCGCUUGCAUUGGCAGUCGCAAGGUCAACGGUGUUGCCGAGCUUCACAGUGAGCUCGUCAAGACUACCAUCUUGAAGGACUUCGUCGAGUUUGAGGGCACUGGCAAGUUCAGCAAUGUCACUAACGGCAUCACACCCCGUCGCUGGCUCGACCAGUGCAACCCUGAGCUGAGCGCGCUCAUCACAAAAUCGCUCGGCGUCCCGAAGCAGGUCUGGCUCAAGGACCUCUUCAUGCUGAAGAAGCUCCUCCCGCUCGCCGAGGACGCCGCCUUCCGCCAGGAGUGGGCCGCAAUCAAGCAGCGCAACAAGGAGCGCCUGGCACACCACGUGCGCACGACGCUCGGGCUUGAGAUCAACACCCACGCGAUGUUCGACGUGCAGAUCAAGCGCCUGCACGAGUACAAGCGGCAGUCGCUGAACAUCCUCGGUGUCAUCCACCGCUACCUGACGCUCAAGGACAUGAGCCCGGAGGAGCGCAAGAAGGUCAACCCCCGUGUCGUGUUCUUCGCAGCGAAGGCGGCGCCGGGCUACUGGAUUGCGAAGCUGAUCAUCCGCCUCAUCGUCAAUGUCGCCCGCGUGAUCAACGCGGACGCGGAUACGAAGGACUACCUCCAGCUCUAUUUCCUGCCCGACUACAGCGUCUCCCUCGCCGAGAUCCUCAUCCCCGCCUCCGACAUCAGCCAGCACAUCUCGACGGCGGGCACAGAGGCCUCGGGCACGUCGAACAUGAAGUUCUGCCUGAACGGCGGGCUGCUGCUCGGCACGGUCGACGGCGCGAACAUCGAGAUCGGCGAGGAGGUCGGGACGAGCAACGUCUUCUUCUUCGGCUACCUCACGCCUGAGGUCGAGCAGGUGCGGUACAACAACAUGUACCACCCGCGCUCGGUCGAGGAGAAGUCGCCCGCGCUGGCGCGCGUCCUCCGCACCGUGUCGGAGGGCCUGUUUGGCGAUGGUAGUAUCUACGAGCCGUUCCUCAACACCGUCCGCCAAGGCGACUACUACCUCAUCGCAGAUGACUUCGACUCAUACAUCGACGCGCUCAAGAUGGUUGACGAGGCCUACCUGGACAAGGAGGAGUGGAUCAAGAAGUCGAUCUACACGGCGUGCAGGAUGGGCAAGUUUAGCUCGGAUCGCGCCAUUAUGGAGUACGCGGAGAGCUACUGGAACCUCGAGCCCGUCAAGAUCCCGGCGUAGGAUAUGGAAGUCGUCGCUGGUCUUCCUUUUGGGAGACCUAUAUACAUUGUCGUGAAAGGAAUACAUGUUGCUGUACUGUGUUUUUGUCGACGGCUAGAUAUGGACAUUCGAGUCA